AUGUUUACCAACAGCCACGGAGAAAACAUUAACUCAUACGGUGACGAAAUUACCUGGUCCACCAAUACUUUCGAUGGAUGUGCGGUUGUGGACAGGAAACUAAAAAUAGGAGACGUGAUCGAAAUCUUGGUUGAAGGUGGUUUAAGUGGGGGACAUGUGGUUCUCGGGAUUACCACGAGGACGGACGACCAGAUCAAAGACUGCAUCAGAAGAGGAACUAAAAUAGACGCCUUGGCCACCACUCACGUGAAGGUUUUAAAAAAACAGGCCAGAUAUCGCCUGGAAGUGAACUCGAACAAUGAGAUAGUCCACGAGUUUUGGGGAAAGGUUACAAGAUUUCGAAUGGAACCAGGCUACAGCUUUAGGUUUUGUGCUAUGUUGCUUUUUGGGUUCAUGGAUGUCACAAUAAUAGGUGGUCAAUCGAGGAGAAUCCAAUGGUCUCCAGAACUGUGUGGCACCAACGUAAGCCUGUCAUCCGACAAGAAGAAAGUGAGCUUAAAAAUUGGAAACCCCCAUGCAGUUGGCGCAUGGUCCGACGCCCUUGUCCAAAAUAACAACAUUGGAUUUGAUGUUUCCUCUGUCAAUGCUCAUUGGUACUAUAUGAAGAUCUUUGUCAGCCCAAAGUCACCCUUUGAAGCAGCAACUCAAGGCUGGGAAAGCUUUAUAAAUAAUGAGCUGCAAACGGUAGUGAAGAUCAAAAAUCCAAAAGAACAGUUGAUCAUCACACUGAACGAUUCAACACUAACAUUCGUCGUGGGUGUCAAUUCUGUCCAUUCCUAUGCCGUCAACCUAGUUAGCGACAAAGCUAUCUAUUUAUACUUUGAGUUAUUCCGGGUGAAGCUGAAGGUAAAAGCCAAGGAAGAUAUAGACGUAUAUGAAGAUUCCUACAGCAGCUUUUACGACCCCUCGGUAUAUGAAGAUGCACAUGCAAAAAUGGUGAGGAUGAUUCUAUUUUACAAUAAGGGAGAGAGGGUAGAGAAUCCUGUUUUGAAAGUAAAGAAGCGCGGUGAAGUUGAGCAUUCUGAAAGAGCAUCGGCAAACUUGGACAGACUGAAUGAUGUCCUGUCCAAUCAAGAUACCGGGUCUUCUAAGCUGUCAGAAAUCUACCAGUUCAUUCAAAAAUUUGAUAAAGACUUGGCUUCUGUUGAAAGUCAAUACCUAGAGCCCGAGGGAGCCAGACCCCUACCAGAGAUUCCACACUCCCAAAAACCAAGAUAUAAGCCUAGCAAUAUAUCUUCUGAUAGUGGCAUUGGGUCAGCCAGUUCUCUCUGUAGUGCAUGUUCACCUAACGUCACGACCAGCUGCAGACCAAUGGGAGCAAUGGGCACCACGGAAAACCACUAUAACGACCUUUUUGAAAGAGCACCACCAGCACCUAAACUUCCAACAUUAUACGUGAGAGGCGGAAACGAAGACCUGCAAUUGAUGAUAAAGGAUUUGCAGAAGAGGGUAUCAGAUUUGGAACGUACGAAGAAGAUAACCAUUGCUUCGUCAGUUGAUCUUUAUUUGCUCGCUUGA
Molecule: messenger RNA, 1518 nt
Organism: Lottia gigantea (owl limpet)
Lineage: Eukaryota; Metazoa; Mollusca; Gastropoda; Lottiidae
Exons: 6
Coding region: 1-1518 (505 amino acids)
Source: RefSeq, a predicted model, not a curated record